Molecule: messenger RNA, 1905 nt
Organism: Parus major (Great Tit)
Lineage: Eukaryota; Metazoa; Chordata; Aves; Passeriformes; Paridae
Product: calcium uniporter regulatory subunit MCUb, mitochondrial-like
Exons: 6
Coding region: 536-1294 (252 amino acids)
Biological process (GO): mitochondrial calcium ion homeostasis; calcium import into the mitochondrion
Cellular component (GO): mitochondrial inner membrane; uniplex complex
Molecular function (GO): calcium channel inhibitor activity
Source: RefSeq, a predicted model, not a curated record
GUCCUUUAGCAGCACAAAUCUCAACAGCCAGCUUUUGCUAUACAGUAUGUAAUUAUGAAGCAACAGGUAGUGACCUAAGUCCCUUAUUAUUUUAUUUGUGAUUGUUGUUCACGAUUCAGCAGUGAGUCUUCACUAAAGGGAAGUUGGAAGUUACACUGUGGAAUUCUGCCUUUAGGUGCCAUGAGGUAGAGGUUUUUCAAGCAGCUGUUUUGUGUGGAGAAGAGAGGAGAGGUUUAUUGCAAGAGUUGCAUGAAGCACUUCAGAAACACUGCAGUUUUUUUUCUUUCUUUCCUUCCCCUUCCCUUUUUCCCUUGAGUUAACUAAACCACAAAAGACAAGAAGUUUUUCUAUGGGCAAUACCAUAAUACCUUUAACACAGUCUGGAUUUGUAUAAGGAUGGUUUCACCUUUUACAUUCAGGCAGACAUCUCUGAUGUCAGAUCACACGGAAGCAGAUCACUGUGACAGGCUGGGUGCUGCCUUUAACCAGGUACACCUUGCAUCCCAACUAUUCUAAGGCAAGUUCCCUUGUGUCCAUGCUGCAGGUGGGACUCUGGAGGCACACCGGAGCUUGGAGGGGCCUGGAAGGAGCACCUUACAGCACGCUGGUGCCAUCUGAUGAAGUAACUAUUAAUUACAGACAUGGUCUUCCUGUGAUAACUCUUAUGCUGCCCACAAGAAGUGAACGCUGUCAGUUCACUGUCAAGCCAGUAGUGACCACUGUAGGAGCAUUCCUGCAGGAUGUGCAAAGAGAAGAUAAAGGAAUUGAGAGAGCUGAAGUCUUUGCAACAGAUGGUAGCAAGGUCUCUGAUGCAACCUUGAUGGAGGUCUUAUUGAUGAAUGACUUUAAGCUUGUUAUCAACAACACAGCAUACAGUGUGUCACCUCCUGUAAAAGAUAAGCUGAGUAGUGAGCAUGCUACUGAAAUGGAAGAUAUCAAAUCCUUGGUUCACAGACUGUUUGUAGCUCUACAUUUAGAAGAUCACCAGAUCAGGAAAGAGAGAGAAUUGCUACAGAAACUGGACCAUCUGAAAGGAGAGCUGCUGCCUCUUGAACAGAUGAAAGCCAGAAUCGUGGACAGUGCAGAUGCAAAAACCUCCAGGCUGUUAUGGGUUGGCCUAGCUCUGAUGUCAACUCAGGGGGGAGCGUUGGCAUGGCUCACAUGGUGGGUCUACUCUUGGGACAUCAUGGAGCCAGUCACGUACUUCAUCACCUACGGGAGUGCCAUGGCUUUCUACGCCUACUUCGUUCUCACCAAGCAGCUCUGUACUUUACUCUCAAAGUGGACAUCCUGAUGUUGAACUUUCUGUGAUGCCAAACUCUUUUUGUUGUGGAAUUACAUGGAAGAGCAACCAGCACUUUCUUCCAUUGUACCAGUGGAUCUAUAGACCUUGUGAGACAUUAGGUUCCUUCAGUGAAAAGGGGAGAUGCAUCUGUUUUUAUGAAGAGCUGGCUCAGAAUGUGAGUUUUACUCCUUCUGACUGGUUUUUAAGAAGGGCUAAGCCAUUCCUACUUUUUGUGAGUAGAUAAAGAGCUUACUACUUGGUUUUUUUGAACAGCUGCUGAUGCCAUUGCUUAGGACUUUCAAAUAAGUCCUCAAAACGUAGUUCCUGAACUUUGUCUGACUCCUUGGAAGUAGACUCCAUUGACUGAGGUGGCUCCAGUCAUGAAGAUGAUGCUAUGUCUUUAUUGUGACUGAAAAUUCCUUCAGACAUGAUAGAAAUUACUCUUACUAUGUGUUUUAAAAGCCCUUGUGGCCCUUAAGAGCAUAACUUCAUCUGUAGCCUCUUUACAAAACAUAUAUGGGUGCUGGACAAGGUAAGUCCUCCUGAAACAGGCUGAGUUUCUAAUGUGCUGACCUCCAGUCAGUUUCCUUGCUAACCACAAAUCCAUGUUCUCCUUCCUU